Molecule: messenger RNA, 1243 nt
Organism: Drosophila takahashii
Lineage: Eukaryota; Metazoa; Arthropoda; Insecta; Diptera; Drosophilidae
Gene: Jhbp1
Product: Juvenile hormone binding protein 1
Source: RefSeq, a predicted model, not a curated record
UUCGCGUUGACGGACGUUCCACCACUUGAAUCACAAAUAGUUCAUAACUUUAUAGUUUCCGACUCCGUUGCGUGUUGCUGCAGAUUACUUUUCGUAUUCUUUAAAUUGUUCUUGAGUGAUUCCUCUGCGCAAAAUGAUUAAAUCCGUGUGCUUAAUAAUUCUGAUCCAAGCGCUUUGGACAGUACAGGCUGAAUCCCCCGCCUAUAUUAAACAAUGCCGCAGGGAUGAUCCGAAAUUGGUAGACUGUUUUAUUGGAGCAAUUGAACACCUGAAGCCCUACCUGGCAAAUGGCAUUCCCGAUAUCCAGCUGCCGUCUGUGGAGCCUUUCAAGAUGGAUACUCUGGCCUUGCAGUUAACAGAGGGUCCCCAGGGAUAUAAGAUCACCCUGAAGAACAUGGAGGCCUUCGGGGCGAGCAACUUCCAGGUGAAAUCCCUGAAACUGAGCGAAGGCAGCGAGCCCUUCAAGGCGAAAAUCGUGAUGCCCAAGCUGAAGAUCGAGGCUAAGUACACCAGCUCCGGGGUCCUUUUGAUCCUGCCAGCCUCCGGAGGGGGAGACUUCCACGCCAAUUUCGAGGGUGUGAGUGCCGAUCUCACGGGAAAGACUUCGAUCCACGCGUCCAAAGGCGUAAACUAUCUUCACAUCGAUGCUCUCAGCUUGGUUCUUGAUGUGAAGGAUGUCAAAAUGAGCAUCUCCGGCGCCUUUAAUAACAACCGUAUUCUGCUGGAGGCCACCAAUCUUUUCUUGCGCGAAAACUCUCAAGUGGUUUUGGAGGCCAUGCAGGCGCAACUGCAGAAGAAGCUGGCCAGUGAAUUUGGAAAACUCGCCAACCAGUUGCUAAAGAAUGUUCCUAUCGAGCAGUUCUACGUGGACUAGAUUUAAGUGUUAUAGAUCCUAGCUAGUUAGUCUAAGCUAAGAUUCAAUAAGUGUAAAUUACUCUAAUGCUAUGAACGAUAUGCACGAUUUCUAUAGCAAGCAGACAUAGUGAUAAUGGCAAAGUCUGCGGGAAUCCGUCAAAACAUGAUCAAAUACAAAUGAUGCAUAACUACAUGGAAAUAAUACGAAGUAUUAUUAGAAACUAAAACGCCGUGAUAUUCUUUGUGCACAAAAAUAGACCAAGCUAAAAAAUGAUAGCCAGAUAAAUUUUAAAGUUAUACUUUUGAUUGGCAUGCAGACGUUGAAUAUGUUAUUAUUUGGUAAUACACACAUUAAAUACAUAUGUACAUUGUACAAUUUAUAAGAUCA